Molecule: messenger RNA, 1497 nt
Organism: Talaromyces proteolyticus
Lineage: Eukaryota; Fungi; Ascomycota; Eurotiomycetes; Eurotiales; Trichocomaceae
Product: putative aspartate aminotransferase
Exons: 5
Coding region: 113-1333 (406 amino acids)
Biological process (GO): L-aspartate biosynthetic process
Cellular component (GO): cytosol
Molecular function (GO): L-aspartate:2-oxoglutarate transaminase activity; pyridoxal phosphate binding
Source: RefSeq, a predicted model, not a curated record
GUAAAUGAUGGCUCAUUAAUACUCGUGGAUGUAAAUAUCCAGGAAUUCCAAACUUUUAUUCUUACUGUAUUUGUGGGUAUUCAACACUUCCUUUUCAUUGCUACGCACCAUCAUGGGUUCCGGUCCCCCUUCAUUUUUCGGCGGCGUCACUUAUACGCCACCUGAUGCUAUAUUUGAGCUCACAAAAACGUAUAACGCCGAUCCAGAUAUUCGAAAAGUAAACCUCGGGCAAGGGACUUACAAAGAUGAGAAUGGAAACCCAUGGAUUUUGCCAGCAGUGCAAGCGGCUAAAGAGAAGAUUAAGGAAGCUAAUCAUGAAUAUCUUCCGAUCUUGGGGCUUGGGUCAUUUCGUACUUUGGCUACGGAGUUAGUAUUUGGAAAGGCGUCUUCGGCAGUCCAAGAAAGAAGGGUUGCAUCCUGUCAGGCCUUGUCAGGCACAGGUGCGCUGCACGUCGCAGGAAAAAUGCUAUACAAAGCACUCGGAAGGAAAACCACAGUCUACAUUACCAAACCCAGUUGGUCAAACCAUCGACAGGUGUUUGAGUCAGUAGGGUUUCCAGUACAGGAAUUCGUAUAUUCCUCGGAUAGUACGAACGGAGUAGACAUGUCUUCAUUUCUUAAGACUCUUAAGGACGCGGCCCCUAAAUCAAUACUUGUCCUCCAUGCUAGCGCACACAAUCCAACUGGGUGGGAUCCCACACCAGAGCAGUGGAAAGCCAUUGGUGUGGUCGUCAAGGAACGACAACUCUUUCCCCUGUUUGAUGCUGCUUAUCUCGGAAUGACCUCUGGAGACUACGACAAAGAUGCUUUUGCUAUUCGAUAUUUUGUCGAGGAAUUGUCUCUUGAGGUAGGCGUAUGUCUUUCCUUCGCUAAAAGUAUGGGUCUUUACGGCGAGCGUGUCGGUCUAUGUGCAUUUGUUUCCCAAACUAGCACUGCUACUGAAGCAGUUGAGUCAGCACUGGCGCAACUGAUUCGGGUGGAAAUCUCCAAUCCACCUGCUUUUGGUGCGCGUAUUGUGGCCGCUGUCCUUGCAGAUGAAGAAAUUCGUGCGGAGUGGGCUCGAAACUUGGUCACCAUGAGUUCCCGAAUAGCAGAGAUGAGGUGGCAGUUGUAUGAGGGACUAAAUCAAUUGGGUACUCCUGGAGACUGGAAACGCAUUACAGAGCAAAAAGGCAUGUUUUGCAUACUAGGGUUGACUCCAGAUCAAGUUCUUCAUUUGCAAAAGGAACAUCAUAUCUAUAUGGCUGAAAGCUCAAGAGUAUCUAUUGCCGGGCUUAAUUGGAGUAAUGUUAAAUAUGUAGCGGAUUGCAUAGAUACAACGAUAAGGGGAUAGGAUAUGUCUUUGUUCUCUUUCAUUGGAUUCUUUUUGCUUUGAUUGAUUUUUUAUCUCUAGUUCUGCAUAUUUCGUUUUAAUAGACAAACUCGGUGUCAAGUAGAUUGGUGUCCGUAAUGAUUCUAGAAAGUUUUCUUGGAAUUGAUUGAUCUUUCAGGGUGUUC